This is a messenger RNA of Gastrolobium bilobum, 2341 nucleotides long. Its product is annotated as B3 domain-containing protein Os01g0723500-like. Lineage: Eukaryota; Viridiplantae; Streptophyta; Magnoliopsida; Fabales; Fabaceae. Gene Ontology annotation, molecular function: DNA binding. The record is from RefSeq and is a predicted model, not a curated record. The transcript is spliced from 7 exons. The coding region runs from base 315 to 2123 and encodes 602 amino acids.
CAAAUUGUAAAUGAAAAUGAAAGAGAAAAAAAUGACCAUAAUUUGGCCAAACCAGCUCUUACACUACCCGGUAAGGGUUCCUGCACGAAACUACUGAAACCUAAGCAAGAUAUGCGAUGAGUCGAUGAUCAAGAUGUAGUAAUUUUUCAGAAUAGAAAAAAAAGAAAAAAGAAGAAGAAGAUUUUCAGAUGCUGUGCGGUUGUUGAUGUUGAGAAGUGAGAAUACAUUACUCAAAUUUUAUUGUUUGAGAAUCAAAACGGUAAAAGGAAAAAAAAAUAAAAUAUUAAGAAAGAAAGAAAGAGAGGGUUUGAUUAAUGGCCUGUGACUGUGAGGGAAAGUUAAAUGUAAGAAGGCCUCACUUCUAUGAGGUUUAUUCCUCCACCUCCACCUCUGAAAAACUGAAAAUUCCUGAUGGAUUCAUCUGUCACAUGGAGGGCAGGACGUGCGGAUUAGUUUCGUUAACUGGUCCUAGUGGAAAUACUUGGCGAGUUCAAUUAAUUAAGCAAAACAAUGAUCUUUUCUUCUGUCAUGGAUGGCCAACAUUUGUGGUAGAUCAUUGUUUAGAAUGUGGUGACCUUUUGGUUUUCAGAUACAAGGGUCACUUGCAUUUUACUGUGCAAGUAUUCGACAAGAAUGCUUGUGAGAAAGAAGCAGCAUUUCAUUCUGAAUGCAGUCAAAAUUCAUGCAACUUUGAUAAUGUCAAAGGACAGAAAAGAGAUAGUAAGGAGAAUUCUUCUUUGGAUGUUGUUGAAAGUGUUUCAAAGAAAAUGAGAAGUAGUGCCAUUGAGAACCACGAGCUUGGGCUGGGUAUUGUUCGUAAAGAACUCUCCCAGUAUGAGAUUGUAAAACCAAUUAGUAUGUUCAGAGAAAUAGAAGAAACCUCCAGAGUGUGUUCAGCUAAUGAUGUCCCUGUGCCUUUUCACAUGGAAAAUAGCAAUGAAGAUGAAGAGGCAACCAUCCUGUAUAGAAGUGGGAAGGAAGAUGAUCAUUGUAUUCUCAGCGGAGUUUCGCCGUCAAAGUCAUCAGCACAUGAUGAGAAAAAAGUAGCCCAGUCAUUUACUUCCCCUUUUCCGUAUUUUGUUAGAAUCAUGAAAAGCUUCAAUGUCAGUGGUUCAUAUACUCUGAAUAUACCAUAUCAAUUUUCGAUGGCACAUCUUCCAAGCUGCAAGAUAAAGAUUAUUCUUCAUAAUUUGAAAGGAGAACAUUGGACUGUAAAUUCUGUGCCAACAACUAGAGUGCAUACAAGUCAUACUCUCUGCGGAGGAUGGAUGGCUUUUGUACGUGGCAAUAACAUAAAGGUUGGAGACAUCUGCAUUUUUGAACUUGUGCAUGAAUGUGAAUUACUUGUUCGCAUUGCUGGGGCUGGAAAAGAUGAGCUAGACUGCCAGGUUGGAAAACUUGCUUUUAGUAGACCUAGCUCAGGACAUGCUGUCGCUUGCCAUAAGACUUCCCGAUAUAUGCCGAUGAGUCCCAAAGUCAGCUCAAAAUGCAUAAGAAAAGUUGAUCUAUCAGAGAAAAAGUGGUCAAAGAUUGGUCAAGAAGCUGUUUUAUCCAUUGACUUGAAAUCUGGUAGAGCUUCAAAUACUUCUAAAAAGAUGGGGCUUUGCCCGCAGUCGAAAGCUGCCCAUAAAAAGUUGGCUGUUCAGAAGAGACAUCGUGUUGAGGAUGAACUAAGCUCACAGGCUAAAGCUGGUUUGAGAAUGUUGUUUGCACUCGAUGAACAAAGGGUAGCUCAAGCUUUUACUUCCCCUUUCCCUAGUUUUGUGAAAAUCAUGAAAAAGUUCAAUGUCAGUGGAUCAUACACUCUGAAAAUCCCAUACCAGUUCUCCGCUGCACAUCUCCCAACUUACAAAACAGAAGUUAUGCUUCGUAAUUCAAGAGGUGAAUGUUGGACUGUGAAUUCUGUCCCAGAUGCAAAAGGCAGAACAGUUCACACCUUUUGUGGGGGAUGGAUGGCCUUUGUACGUGAUAAUGACAUCAAUUUUGGAGACACGUGCAUUUUUGAACUCGUUGCUCAGUGUGAGAUGCAGGUUUAUAUAUCUGGGGUUGGAAAGGAAGGGCUUGACCAUCAAAAUGGGCAUGUAAAACUCAAUAAAUUAGCUACCGUUCCAUCUACCUGCUAACGUUCUUGUUUGUGAGAUAGAAAAAAUCGAUCUUCAAUGAAGAUGUUUUAUGGUGAGAGUCAUAUAAGAUAUUUUGCAUUUUAUGCGUGUCAGUAAUUUCAUACUCUCUUCCUAUAUGUGUAACACCUCGCCAUCUACAUCCCAAUGUAGCAUCACCAAUCAAUUUCUUAGAAUAUAUUCAUUUUGCCUGUUAUGCCAUUGCUUUUGAAUUCUUAUCA